Messenger RNA from Austrofundulus limnaeus, 1141 nucleotides. RefSeq names its product glycerophosphodiester phosphodiesterase domain containing 3a (gene gdpd3a). Gene Ontology annotation, cellular component: endoplasmic reticulum membrane. Gene Ontology annotation, molecular function: phosphoric diester hydrolase activity; phosphatidylcholine lysophospholipase A1 activity. The record is from RefSeq and is a predicted model, not a curated record. Gene Ontology annotation, biological process: glycerophospholipid catabolic process. Lineage: Eukaryota; Metazoa; Chordata; Actinopteri; Cyprinodontiformes; Rivulidae.
UGCUGUGCAGCAGGGCACAUGUAUGCUAGAGAUGGACUGUCACCUGACAAAGGACGGACACGUCGUGGUGUCUCAUGACGAGAACCUGGAGAGGCAGACGGGACGGGACGUCACCAUUUCCUCCCUCAACCUGGAGGAUUUGCCUCUGUAUAAGGAGAAACUGGAGGUGACAUUUUAUGCAGGUCGGUACAGCAGUGGCAUGGACAGGAAGAUUUCUCUGCUGGAGGACGUUUUCAGGAAGUUUCCUGAGGUGCCUGUGAGUGUGGAGAUUAAAGAAAACAACCUGGAGCUGAUUGAAAAGGUUUCGGCCUUGGUUAGACGCUACAACAGAGAGGGCAUCACUGUGUGGGCCUCYGUACAGUCCUCUAUCUUGAAGGAGUGCCGCAGAAUCAACAGCUCCAUGCCCUACAGUUUCUCCAUGGCUCGAGGCGUUUUGCUGCUGCUCCUCUUCUACACCGGCCUGCUGCCCUUUGUGCCACUGGGAGAGAGUUUACUGCAGUUUUACCUGCCACAAGUCAUCAACAGGAGGUACAUUCCUACGGAGAGAUUCCUUCAGAACAACCUGGUCAUAAUUUUGUUACAAAAAAUCGCUAUGAGGAAAAGUCUUUUUAAACACCUCGCUGCUCGUGGAAUACAGGUGCAUUUAUUUGUUUGCAACGAAGAUGAAGACAUAAAAGCAGCGUUAGAACUGGGAGCCACAGGAGUGAUGACGGACUAUCCAUCGCUUCUCACCAGCUACUUCUGCAGAAACAGAAGACAGGAUUAAUCUCAAAGCCUGAAUUACUGUGAAAAGGCAUUGCACAACCACCAUAGACCAUUUAAAGACAUUGAUAGAGGGUGUUUAAAUCAUCAUUUAAACCUUGAUGAGAUUAGUUGAGCGUUGUGUCUGAACAGCAGAGAACAAUGCUUUCAUUCAGCUCUUUACUGUGAAGAAAGCUUUAAUYAUUGCUGACACGAUCACUUGUUUACAGUGCGACCUACACUUUGAUCACCUCCGCUGACUGGCUUUAAUUAGAGCAGCACUUGAAGAAUCUGUUGAUUGCUUUUGUUUGCAAAAUGUUUCCAGGAGUGAAUAUGUAACCAGUUGGACCCUAUCAUCUGGCAAUCGAUAAGAGACUAAAUAAACUUUGUUUUGACCGAC